Messenger RNA from Medicago truncatula (barrel medic), 1370 nucleotides. Its product is annotated as GDSL esterase/lipase At4g26790. Lineage: Eukaryota; Viridiplantae; Streptophyta; Magnoliopsida; Fabales; Fabaceae. Gene Ontology annotation, molecular function: hydrolase activity, acting on ester bonds. The coding region runs from base 80 to 1153 and encodes 357 amino acids. The transcript is spliced from 3 exons. The record is from RefSeq and is a predicted model, not a curated record.
CCUUCUGUGUAAGCCAGAAUAGCUUCUCCAAAAGAGUUAAAAUAAAAAUAGUACAUAAUAUUAUUACUUCAUUAUUAUCAUGAGGCUUAUAUGCAUAUGCAUAGCAUGGUUAAUAUUGAUAACCCAAAUUAUCAUGGUGACUUGCAAGACUAAAAAUCAUGUACCAGCAGUAAUUGUCUUUGGUGAUUCUUCUGUGGAUUCUGGAAACAAUAAUAGGAUAGCUACACUUCUCAAGAGCAAUUUUAAACCUUACGGCCGUGACUUCGAAGGUGGCCGCCCUACCGGACGGUUUUGUAACGGUCGUACUCCACCGGACUUCAUCGCCGAAGCUUUUGGCGUUAAGCGCAAUAUACCGGCAUACUUGGAUCCUGCUUAUACCAUUGAUGAUUUUGUCACUGGUGUUUGCUUUGCUUCUGCUGGAACUGGAUAUGAUAAUGCAACUUCUGAUGUACUAAAUGUGAUACCGCUAUGGAAGGAAAUAGAGUUCUUCAAAGAAUACCAAGAAAAAUUGAGAGUCCAUGUUGGUAAAAAGAAAGCAAAUGAAAUCAUAAGUGAGGCAUUAUACCUAAUAAGCUUAGGAACAAAUGAUUUCCUUGAAAAUUACUAUAUUUUCCCAACAAGACAACUUCAUUUCACCGUAUCACAAUAUCAAGAUUUUCUAGUGGAUAUUGCUGAGGAUUUCGUUAGAAAAUUACACUCACUUGGUGCUAGGAAAUUAUCUAUAACUGGUCUUGUUCCUAUUGGGUGUCUCCCAUUAGAAAGGGCUACAAAUAUUUUUGGUGACCAUGCUUGCAAUGAAAAAUACAAUAGAGUGGCUUUGCAAUUUAAUGCCAAGUUGGAGAAUAUGAUAUCAAAGCUAAAUAAGGAGUUACCACAAUUGAAGGCUUUGUCGGCAAAUGCAUAUGAGAUUGUCAAUGAUAUCAUUACAAGACCUUCCUUCUAUGUACAUAUUUUUGCAGGAUUUGAGGAGGUAGAGAAGGCAUGUUGUUCCACUGGAACAUUUGAGAUGAGCUACUUAUGCAGUGAGAAGAAUCCACUAACAUGCAAAGAUGCAAGCAAAUAUGUGUUUUGGGAUGCAUUUCAUCCUACCGAAAAGACAAACCUCAUAGCUGCAAAUUAUUUAAUCCCUAAACUUUUUGCAGCUUUUAGAUGAUCCAUCCAUUCCCUUUGAAUUAAUUUGGACAUUUAAUAUAUAUUUGGUCGACUUUUAUAUUAUGAUUAAAUUGUUGUAACAAAGAAACAACUUAAUUGUGAACCAUCUAGUCUUAGACCACAUUUGAUCUUUGUAUUUAAUAACAGAAGUAUUUGCUUGAGUUUGCUACCACUAAUAUGCAUGGUUGGGUGGCUUUUAGCAUUGAAUUUUCUUCUUA